Messenger RNA from Salarias fasciatus (jewelled blenny), 1306 nucleotides. Its product is annotated as interferon-induced protein 44-like. The coding region runs from base 90 to 977 and encodes 295 amino acids. Gene Ontology annotation, biological process: immune response. The transcript has 8 exons. The record is from RefSeq and is a predicted model, not a curated record. Lineage: Eukaryota; Metazoa; Chordata; Actinopteri; Blenniiformes; Blenniidae.
GCAAGUUCGGCGUUGGCUUCAAACUCAACCAGACAUCAACAGCUUCACAGCUUUACACUUUUCAUCUCAGUGAGAACAAUUCAUUGCUUAUGGCUUUUUGGUCAUUCAAGAAACGCAAUCAAGAGCCUCCAACUUCUCUACUUCUUGAUGAAGCGUGGAGGGACGUACCAUGGGGGGAGAAAAAGAAAGACUUUGAUUAUGUGAGAAAUUUUAAGCCUCAUUCAGAGGCUCAACAUCUCAGAGUUCUGCUGCAUGGACCACCAGGCUCUGGAAAGUCCAGCUUCAUCAAUUCUGUUGACAGCGCUCUGCGAGGAAGGAUUUCAACUCGAGCUUUGGCAGCAACUAAUGAUGGCAGCUUCAGCUUCACUCAGGAAUUCAGAAGUUAUAAAAUCCAGACAGAAAAGCCUGGGACCUUUUAUCCCCUUGUCUUCAGUGACACCAUGGGUAUUGAGAAGGGCUCUGGGAGAGGAGUUGAUUUGGAAAAUAUCAAACUGAUCCUGAAAGGACACGUCAAAGAUGGAUGCAAGCUCCUUCCUGGCAGUAUCCCAACUGGAUCCUACAACAAUGAAAAUCCGACCACCAAUGACAAAGUUCAUGUUCUGGUUUGUGUUGUUGAUGCCUCCACAGCAAACCCGGUGGAGGAUGUGUCUGUUAACAAGAUAAAGGAGGUCAGAGAAGAAGCCCGGAAAUUGGGGAUUCCCCAAAUAGCUGUCCUCACCAAAGUUGAUAAAGCCUGUCCUGAGGUCCAAAAAGAUAUCAGGAAUGUCUACAAGAGCAAGACCCUGAAAGAGAAGGUGGAUCAACUGAGUGUGACUGUAGGGUUUCCACUGAACUGCAUCUUCCUGGUGAAGAACUACAGCGAAGAAACCAAAACAGAUGAGGACACUGAUACACUGAUGCUGGACACAAUGAGAAAGAUCAUCGACUACGGAGAAGACUUCCUGAAUGACACCUUUCCUCCUAUGGACACUGACUAACCUGGCAGUGAUUCCAUGUUCAAGUUCCCUUUGCAACCAGUCAUGACUGCACUGUGCUGUACUCCGCUUUGUUUGUUUUGGAAUUUAAAAUAUUGAAAGACUCUGUUCCUACAUAUUGUUUUUAACCCCUUUUCUGUUGUUGAAGUUUGCCAUUGAGGCCAGACUUUGUGUUUCUGUUCUUGUUUAUUUUGAUAGUUAACUUUUGACAUUGAGAGAAUAGUUUGGAUUUUUGGUUUAUUUUUAGUAGCUCUUACUCUCGCUUCAAGUAUUUUUAAUUGCCCCUUAUUUGAUCACGCAUUACUGUAAAUAAAAUAUUCCCUUUGUCUCUG